AUGUGGACCCCGGAUGAGAUUGCAAGCCUGUGUUAUCAGCACUAUAGGAUUAGGCUGCCCAAGCAGGGGAAGCCAGAGCCCAAUCGUGAAUGGACGUUACUGGCAGCCGUGGUGAAGAUACAGCGAAUAGCUGGCCAGACCUAUGACUGCCCUGACAAACAGGUGCAAGUGACAAAGGAAGUUGUCUCAAUGGGAACAGGAACAAAAUGCAUAGGCCAGUCCAAAAUGAGGAAGAGCGGAGACAUCCUCAAUGAUAGCCAUGCUGAGGUCAUAGCCAGAAGGAGUUUCCAAAGGUACCUUCUCCAUCAACUUUACUUGGCGGCCGCCCUGAAAGAGGAUAGCAUCUUUGUGCCAGGAACUCAGAGAGGACAGUGGAAACUCAAACCAGACCUGUCGUUUGUCUUUUUCUCCAGCCAUACGCCCUGCGGGGAUGCCUCCAUCAUUCCCAUGCUUGAGUUUGAAGACCAGCCUUGCUGUCCUGUCAGUAGAGAUUGGGCCCAUAACCCAUCAGUAGGAGCCAGUGGUAACCUGGAAGCCACUGGAGAUAAAAGAAAACGUGAAGACCCGGACAGUCCUGUGGCCAAAAAAAUGAGGCUUGAGCCCAGGACUCCUGCCAGAAAAGUUGCCAACGGUGAGGCUGACCAUCAGCGUUUUGGCAAUCAGGAAAGUGGCCCAGUCCCACCAAAAGCCAGCAGCUCUGAUCUCCCCUCAGAGGAACUGGCCACUGGACCAGCCCCCAGUGGUGCCAAAGUGGUGGAUGUUCAUAGAACCGGAGCUAAGUGUGUGCCUGGGGAAGCUGGAGACUCAGGAAAGCCUGGUGCCGAGUACCACCAGGUGGGGCUGCUCCGAGUGAAGCCAGGCCGGGGAGACAGGACUUGCUCCAUGUCCUGCAGCGACAAGCUGGCACGGUGGAACGUCCUCGGAUGCCAGGGGUCACUGCUGAUGCACUUCCUAGAAGAGCCCAUCUACCUGUCAGCCGUGGUCAUCGGGAAGUGCCCGUACAGCCAGGAAGCCAUGCGGAGAGCGCUAAUUGGGAGGUGUGAGAAUAUCUCAGCUUUACCCAAAGGCUUCGGAGUUCAAGAAGUGAAAAUACAGCAGUCGGAUUUACUGUUCGAGCAGAGCCGCUGUGCGGUGCAGACCAAAAGGGCUGACGGGCCAGGCCGACUCGUUCCUUGCGGAGCAGCCAUCAGCUGGAGUGCAGUUCCUGAGCAGCCAUUGGAUGUCACCGCCAAUGGCUUUCCACAGGGCACAACGAAGAAGAGGAUGGGGAGCCUUCAGGCCAGAUCUCGAAUCAGCAAAGUAGAACUCUUCGGAUCAUUCCAGAAGCUGCUAAGCAGUAUUUCAGAGGACAAGUGGCCAGAUUCCCUCAGGGUGCAGAAGCUAGAGACGUAUCAAGAGUACAAGGAGGCUGCAGCUGCCUACCAGGAAGCCUGGAGCACACUCCGGAAGCAUGCAUUUGGAUCCUGGAUCAGAAACCCACCAGAUUAUCACCAGUUUAAAUGAGACGGGACAGUUUGCAAAGAGCUUACUGGUAGCACGGUGUUUUCCAGCCCUUCCUGCUAGACCACCUUCUUCCUUUGUGCUGGACAAGUGUUAGAUUUUCUUGUGGCUGAAUCAGGACAAAAAGUCUGCCAUCUACCGGAGCAGCAUAUCUCUUCUUUGUAAGAGGGAUGGAAUCUCAGAACAUGGAACAAUCCAUACUUGAUUGAUGUAGCUCUCUGCUAAAAUGGCAUCUCACUAAUGACCUUGGCAUCUGUCCUAACCUGUGUUUUAUUACUCCUCAAAAUUAUGGAAUAAGAAUUUGAAAUAUGGUACUUUAAAAGUGAUGCUCUGUUUUGUGUGUUCCUACAUUAAUUCAGCAAGUAUAUGUUGGGCUGAAAUGAUGUUUAAAUCUCUGCAAGUCUGCCUGGCAUACCCAGUCUCUCUUCUUUCAAAGAGCCAUCCCAUCCUGCUCAGUGGGAAACCAUGUAGCCAUGAGACUUGGUUGAAGCAAACCUUACUCCUGCCUCCAGGAAUGUGAGCUAUCAAGCCCUGGACAGUCCUGGAACUGUUGAUAGAGCUAUCAGGAAAGAUUCUCUCUCCUCUUGUAUCAGGAGCUGGGAGGGCCACAUAUUCUUGGAACCUUGCCUACCACAUAGAGACAGUCGGCUUCAGAAUGAA
Messenger RNA from Phyllostomus discolor (pale spear-nosed bat), 2160 nucleotides. RefSeq names its product adenosine deaminase tRNA specific 1 (gene ADAT1). The transcript is spliced from 9 exons. Gene Ontology annotation, biological process: RNA processing. NCBI's taxonomy places the organism in Eukaryota, Metazoa, Chordata, Mammalia, Chiroptera, Phyllostomidae. Bases 1 to 1503 code for a protein of 500 amino acids. The record is from RefSeq and is a predicted model, not a curated record. Gene Ontology annotation, molecular function: RNA binding; adenosine deaminase activity.